AGUCACGCAGACAUUACGUCGGAUCCAGAAUGCCUUUCCUGGCUCCCAACCAAAAUUGGAAUCCUUCUUUCUCGUUGAGCGCCUCCUGGUUUCACCUCUCAAUUGGAUCCACGAAUCAUAAAUACAACAUCAUCUUCAUACACCGCUUCAUAUCACUUACCGACUGUCUUCUACGUAGCAGGGCCUCAGGCCACGACGACCAAGCAUUCAAGAGGCUUUACAUCACAACGUAACUUCGUUCCAAAUCUUUCUAUGUAUUGUCUUGUGAUUUUGAGUCCUUUUGCUUAUAACCUAUCACGUAUCUUCGUAAAAAAAGUUUAAGUAAUCACUAUUUAAGAGUGAGAACUACCACAAUCAACAAGAAAAAUCAUGCCACCGAAGCAGAAGACUAAAGAGGAGAAGGCGGCCGAAAAGGCCGCCAAAGAGAAGCGGGCCAAGAACGCUGAAGACAAGACUUUCGGUUUAAAGAACAAUUAAGGCUUGACGUUUUCUUGUCUCGAAAGUAGAAGCAAUCAAUUUUGAUAUCUGAGUACAACUAAUGAAUGUGUUCACAGGUGGACAGCUUUCCUACCACCACAGAACCACUGAUGUCACCAGUUCUGAUUGAGUCUCAGGUCGUAAUGAAUGAGCUAGAACAUUUUCACUACCUGAGAUUGGCGGUUGAAUGAUGUUGAGUCUCUAAUGCAAAAACAAAAGUAAAGUUGUGCAGCAGCAGGUAAAGCAGAUCCAGCAGAGCGCGACUGCACAUGACAAGAGGCAGAAACCCAAGGAAGAUGAGAAAAAGGAUAACAAGAAAGCGUUACAGCAACAGGCCUUGCUAGCAGGCUUGUUCAAUAUGGCAGUGGACAAGAAAGGUCGAGCCUUCGACCCAACGGCCAAAAAGAAGGCAAAAGAAAAGAACAUGGAAGAAGAGCGAAGUGGAGCAAAUAUACCAGACGAAACGCAAAAGGUAUUUUUACCCACCGGCCAAUAUUGGCGUUCCACUUAAGAACCAACCACAUGAGCUAAGCAAAAUCUACUACGCCAAGAUCUUAGGGUAAGGAACGUAGUAAGCUCUCUACAGUAGCCUCAAUGUCAAUCUCUCGAGUUGUUAUAAUUUCCUUCACGACCGAACUCCAACUGGCCUUCGCAGAGGCUAUUAAAAACGCAAUUUCUCUAUCUUUAUCUUUAUUUUUAUCUUUGUGCAGGCUUUCGCAGAAGCUAUUAAAACCGCGAUUAGAAUGGCUAACGCGAAAGGCACGAAUUUGAGUACCGUUGGCGGCAGUGUCUACGUCCGAGACGUGCAGGGCGAUCCAAAACACGAAAAACACUUGAAGAAUGUACUUAAGCUUAUACAACAAAAGUUUUUUUUCUUAGAGGACUGACCGUCCCAAUGAAUACAACGUUUGCAUGCUCGCACUUGUACACAUCGUAACUAAGGAGCUGCAUUUGCAUUUUUACUCGUACAUUGUAAAAAUAAGUAAGGAGUUUGUUCGUGAUGCAAUAACUUCAUUGACCACGACGACCAAACAAUCUGAAAAUUUAUCUCCACUUCUACUUGUCUUCUUCUACUUGUCUUCUUCUACUUGUCUUCUUCUACUUGUCUUCUUCUACUUGUCUUCUUCUACUUGUCUUCUUCUACUUGUCUUCUUCUACUUGUCUUCUUCUACUUGUCUUCUUCUACUUGUCUUCUUCUACUUGUCUUCUUCUACUUGUCUUCUUGUUGAGCUCUUCAUCUCUUCGUCAUCAAUUUUCCUGCUCCUUUUUCAGGUAACAACUCUCCAUUUCAUUCGACGACGAAAAGCAGACUUCUGGAUCGCAGAAGAGGAUGCGGAUAAUUCCAACCCUACUAUAAGGUGUCAGGACGAUGUAGACGCUGAGAAUGCAGAAGACGACAGAGAUAUCUUCCUCCAAUUGGAAGAGAAAAGACAACCUUUUUUUAUGGCAUUGGAUGAUGCGAUAUUUAUAUUUGUGAAAUUUGUGCGUGCUAAAAAGGGUACGUUUUAGGUGUUCCUGUUAGACCGUUUUUUUGCGCCUCCUAAGGGAGAAAAGCAUAACAAACGGGACACAGAAACACCAAAAUCCUACCGCUAGUCGUGUCAUUGUGAACAAGUGGAGACUGUCUGUGUUGGAAGGUGUGCCGUACUAAAUGUUUUUGCCUCACAUAUGAACCUUUGAUGCAUCCUCUACAAUCCGGCUUAUCCGAGAUUCUUAUUCCCAUCUCCUUCUUCUAAUCUCUAUGGCGACACCACAUUAAAGCGAGUGGAUAUGCAGUAUCUGAAGUCGUGGUGGCUGGAGAGUGCGAGAUUGGAGUUAAGGCGAGAUCCAGAUACAGGACUCAUCUUAGAGGAGGCUUUGCUGAAGGUACUGCUUUUCUUCAACUAAUUUAUAAUUUGAUAAAUAUUGAUGUUUUACGUUUUCCUUAGGUGGGAACCAGUGUGUAGUAGUUUCUUUUCUAGUACUAGACGGAGCAAAUGGUCAAUAGGUAUCAAAAUUUUAUCUCACAAUAUCUAUGUUAUGUUUAUCAAUAAUAGCAUUUGAUUCUUGUCCUGACUAGCUGAUCAUCUACUAUGUUCAAAUUUAUUCAGGCUCGCAUGGCCCCUCCGAAGAAGAUGACAGGCGAGCAGUUGUUUAAGUCGAAUCCUUCGCUGGCUCAUGCCGCUCAUCAUGAAGAGGGGACCGCAACUGCUACUGCGUCGACUGCGGCGAGUCAAACCACGCAUGAGGGCUCCCCUAGCACGCGUGGUGGUGCGGCGGAUUCAGACGAGGAGGAGGAGCUCGAGAGGGACGAAGACGUGCCUGUGGGCCGCGCAUGGGGGGAAGUAGAACUAGAGGUACCGAUAGAAGAGCAGAGAAAAGAAGCUGCUGCUAGUUCCGAAGGACAGAAAGCUAGUGUAGCGAAUGGAACGGCGGGAGAAGAAUGGUAAAUCAAUUUGUAUAGUAUCUCGUAUAAGCUAUAUCGAAUUGUGAGCUUCGAGAAGUUCUGCACUCCUUGCCCGAGAGUCUGAAUUUUUUUUGAGCAUAAAGACGGACGAAAGACGGGCGCACGGCGAUGAUUUUUUUAUGCUGGAGACGAUGAGAGAGACAAAGAAGCUAGACCAAGAACGUAGACGAAGAAGCGAGUCGAUACAUUUGAUUACCAUCUUUUUGCUAACUUUCUCUUUGUUUUCGAUCUGUCGGCGCUUCGUCUACGUACAGCUGGCCUCUUUUCUGCUUUUUCAGGCGUUACAUCUAAGGCGUAGAGAGACGCAAGGCAUUUACUCUGCUGAUGGUCUAGAAUGCGCACGCUCCUGCUUACGGCGUUGCGUUCUGCCUUUUUUUUCAUAGGAAACAGAAAAAAAAUUUCUGCUAUCUUAUCAAAAAACUAAAGUUGGCGCUUUCGUUAGUUUUCGUCUACGCUCUGCGUCUCUGCGUCGUGUUUCUCUCUCGAAACGCUUCCAGUUUCCAUGGCCCAGCCCUCUAAGGCUCUCCCCCUUUCAGGUCUAUGAUCUGCGGGCGCAGUUGGUAGCUAGCCGCAGUACCCGCCAAGGAGUGCGCGACGUCAGCCACCAGCCACAAGGGUGGCGAUGCCUCUGCGCUGAAACUCGUGCGCAGUAUGGGCGAAAAUAAAUCGCAAGUCCGUACUGAUUUGCUCACGGUGCCGGACGUGCUCCGCCGCGAUUUUUCGGAGAAGUAUGAAAGUGAAAAGCUUGGCGCUGGCUGCUGCGUACCAACCACCCCCAAGCCCCUACGCAGCACCCCACGGAUUUGCCUACUUCCGACCCCUCUGCGCCUUCUUCGUCGGAGCUCCCAGCGAGCUCAAGCGGCUGCUGCUGGUAAGUGUCUGCCGAACUCUUUGCGUGAGAAGCUACCCGACCCCAUACGCAACCGAAAAGCUUGGGGGGAAUUCGUCACAUUCAUACCCCUCCGCAUUUCCACUCUUCUUCCGAUACCAACACCGACGCGGAAGCACUCAAGCAAGAAACAAGAACAAACCAACUUCGCGGCCAGCGAAUCGCCCAAGGCUACCUGCCACGACAAUGAAAAGCGUUAGCACGAGCAAAGCCAUGAAGGCUAAAGGCGUUGGGGAAGAGCCUGCCUCUUUGAAGAAAAUGGCGAAAGUGGGCAACCCAAUUAAAAAAAACACAAAGCAACCGAAAGCAGCGACGAAGGCUGCCAAAGUAUCGAAGAAGGCUGCCAAAACACCGGGGAAGGCUGUCAAAAAAAUGAUGGCCAUGGAAGCGGAGUAGCUUGCUAUGUAACUUCCUCACUGUGGCUCGCAUCGCUUUCGAACGCCAACGAUAGACGCACUCUCAUCAGUUUCCGACUUUAGAACGCAACGCAUCGCGAUCACUUCAGUAAAAUGAAAGCAAAUCGAUCAAGUUCGAGAAUGAAAGCGCGGCGCCCGGUUGAUGGCUCCCUCUCACUUUCCAUCUAUCCAAGUGGAGGCCUUCGAGCAAUAUAGAAAAAGCACGCAGGUAAUACGUACGGGAACAGUAAGCGAGUGCCUCGCUCGGUGAUAUAUUAGAAAGAGCGCCAGCAAAUCACUGCGGGCGCUAUCCUUUACGAAUUGCAUGGAGAGCCUCCAGACUGGCCCAGAAUGGCGCCACAGUUGUGACGAACUUCGCACACGGUUAAGGAUCAAGAUCAACACGAAUGCCACGCACAGGAACAAAGCUACGGCAUACCGGUGAGCCAUCAGCUUAACCAGUCCACAGCAUACCACACGCAUGCCAUACGCAUAAAAUAAACGCCAGAAGCGUCCAAAUGACACGACGCCAAAUAGGGCCGCACAAUCAAAGGAGAAGCCGCCUCACAUCAGCGCGCGGCAUUUGCAUUACCUGGCUAACGCGUCUCGCACUGUGCGCGUGUUCUCUUGCAUUUUUUGCAAGCGACGCCAUCGGUGUCGACGGUUCAGCCGAUGCACCACGGCGCGCGACAUGAGAGGAGCUAAACCGGACAAAAAAGCAAAAUAGGGCCACCGAGUGCGUUAGGGUUGCGCGCUUCAUUGUUAUGCCAUCGCGGUCGGGCUUGGUCUCUCUUUUGCUCUCUAUGCAUAGAAUUCAAAUGCCCCGCGUCUUCUUCUGCUUUCUUGUCAUGUCUUUGCUGCAAGUCAUGCCAUCAGCGUGCUUUUUCCGGGGCAAGAGAUGCUGCACAUGCGCCGGCGCCAGCUGAACGAGAACGACGACGGAGACACUCGCGGCAAGUUUCUUUUUGGAAUUGGAAACCAAAGAAAACAGAACACCAGUCCAGCGAUGUGGUUGGGAUGAUCUUCACGGGCGCGAGCACUAUCCACGCACGAGCAUGAAGCACGGUGUAACCAGAACUGACAGUCAAGAGUUGUCAAGAGAACUGGCACGUUGUGAAGGUCCAAGUGCGAAGUCUGAAAUCGGUCAUGUAUGACAGAACUUCGCAUGAGUUUUAGACGUUUGUCAGCGAGAGCAAGCUAGUUCAGUUCAGAACGUAAGAACGGUGUGCACGUAAGUACAAGCACAACAAAGAAGCACGACAAAACAACACUGAGACUCCUGGACGAUUCUCAACCUAUGAGCAUCCUUCGACGAUGUAGUCUACGUUUGUUUUGAGUUAGAUUGUAACUACGUUUUCACGUAUAUGCAAGUAAGCAACACGUAAACAACAAAGUGAGUAAGUUUCCUGAAACUUGGCUACAACUUGAACAAAGUAUUCAAGUGUUCACGCAAUCCCAAAUACAUGGAUGGCAAUUGUUUCGUGGAGAGAUCAGUCAUUUUCGGUUACAUUGGUGCAUCAGCCGAGAAUCGAAUCCGACUUCGAUCAUCCGGCACAGUAAAACGAUGGCAACGACGAACAACUACCACAGUUGAAUAGCACGAUACAACUACACUAGUCUCGUGUUUUUUAAAAAAAUAAAAAUCCAACAACAUAAGGAUAGAUAGCAAUACUAUCAGCGACAUGCGAUAGAUACACGAAGAACAAGAUAAGCAGAAGGAGCGCGCUGGCUAACCGACGGAAAGUGCUUGCUUGCGUUAUCUAUCUUCUUGUUCUUCUUCCUUCUUCUUGGUGAGAAGUCUUCUUGCGUGGGUGCGCUACGCGGACUGACGAAGACUGCCGUUGGAGUAAAAACGUAAAAUUUUUUUCUCUCGGCGACUUCUAGUAGAGCGGUUAGCUAACGAAGACAGCGCGGCCCGGUCUUAAGGUCGGCUGCAGUUCUCCCUUUCGCAACUUGGGAUGUCUUUGCAGCUGGCCUAGCAAGGUAAGGAAAACCGAAACCAGACGCAAAGCCACUUCCAAGCUGCGAAGCGGAGAUCGCAGACCAAACUAACAACCAGCAAGCAGCGCUUCUACGUCAAAUUCUACUUUUCCGAUAAGCAGCUUUCCCCUUUUCCGCGCGUGUUUACGUGGCCUCUAUCUUCUAGUAGAGUAGUGGACCUGCAGCAGCUACUUCUUCUUCCUGCAGUCGACCGUAGUACACGACACCCAGAGAUACCACGGCCGCAGCAGCGUUACGGUCGGUUGCGAUUCUCCCUAUCGAGUCUUGGGGUGACAUCUUUGCAGCCGGCCACGGGAGAGCACGACGGAAGAUUCACCCCAAGCAGCACACAAGGGAGAAUCGCAGUAGCACUAACUGGACACCCAUCCGAAGUCAAACGAAAGACGCUGACCUAGUGGCUUUGCGAAACAAGCAGCGGCUUUUUGGUUUUGCGAAACAACGGCUUCGAUCGAUUUUGCGAAGCAACGGACUCGGACAGUUUUGCGAAGUAAGCAGCGGCUAGUGGUUUUGCGAAGAAGCGGCGGCUUUGUGGUUUUGCGAAGCAACGGCUUCGGACAGUUUUGCGAAACAGGCAGCGGCUUUGCGGUUUUGCGAAACAACGGCUUCGAACGGUUUUGCGAAACAACGGCUUCGAUCGAUUUUGCGAAACAACGAAAGAACGGCUUUGCGAAACAACGGCUUCGGACAGUUUGCGAAGCAAGCAGCGGCUUUGUGGUUUUGCGAGUAUCGGCGUUUCGGAGGUGUUGCGAAGCAAGCAGCGGCAGGCUUUGUGGCUUUGCGAGAAAACGGGUUCUCAAAGGUUUUGCGAAACAGCAAUCAGCCUCAAGUGGUUGCGCAAAAGCGUUAAGGUCGGCUGCAAUUCUCCCUGCUACGUCUUGGGGUGACGUCUUGUCUUGCAGCUGGCCACGGGAUAGCACGGUGGAAGAUAAGCCAGCACCCCAAGCAGCAUCCGAGGGAGAAUCGCAGAAGACUAACAUAUAACUGCAAUUCGGUCCGACGACAGAUUUGACUUUGAGGCUUUGCGACACAAGCUGCGGCUUCUCGUGGUUUUGCGAAUUACGGCUGCAGCAGCGCGCUGAGGUUACGUUAGUUCAAGAAGCAUCGGCUUCGGACGGUUUUGCGAAGCAGCGCGUUUGAGGCUUUGCGAAGCGGCGGCUUUGAGGUGUUGCGAGACAACCCGUCGGACGGUUUACAAAGCAGCGGAUUUGAGGCUUUGCGAAGUAGCGGCUUUGAGGUGUUGCGAAACAACCCGUCGGACGGUUUACAAAGCAGCGGGUUUGAGGUUUUGCGAAGCAACGGCUUCGGACGGUUCUGCAAAGCGGCGGCUUUGAGGUGUUGCGAAACAACGGCUUCGAACGGUUUUGCGGAGCGGCGCAGUUGAGGUUUUGCGAACCAGCGGAUUUGAGGUUUUGCGAAGCAACGGCCUCGGACGGUUUUGCGACGCGGCGCAUUUGAGGUUUUGCGAAGCAGCGCAUUUGAGGUUCUACUAAGCAACGGCUUGCCAAGGCUUUGCGAGCUAAAGAGUGGCAUUUUGACGGAUUCGCGAACAAGUCGACAGUUGUUCUAAAAGUUUUGCGACAAUCAAGUGCAAGACUCGACUAGUACGACCGCAGAAGCUGUUCUACAGGUGCUGUGAGGCCACUACUCCAUCGUGGUGGAUCAUUAAUCGCAGCGUGGUGCAAUUGCUACCAAGUUCCGACAAUCCUACCGGAGAUUGCAACGGACUAAAAGCAAUUACAGCCGCCCCGAGUAACACUAACAGGCUGGAGCUGUAAGCGAUUUAAUGAGCUCGCUUGACCAUUCUGACAACGAUCAAGGGAGACAAAAAGAAGCGCACGAGCUUCGCAGCACACUCGGACCAAACGAAACUGAUCAGCUCCAUCCGCGCCGAAGGAUGAGCUUGAUAGUGAAGGGCAUCGAUAUUGGCACUCCGCCACAGGCGUUCGAUAGCCUAGCUUCUUCGGACGAGAGCAUGAACUCAGUGUCGUCCAGCGGGGUCAAGGAGCACUUUGCAGUACUUCGUAGCGUUCACGUUACGUUGCAGCAGAUAGUCACGGAGGCCGGAGCGUUUGAGCUCGGUCAGCAAGCAGACGACGGCAGCAUGCAGAACAUGCUCGACGACCUGGGCAAGCACGUGUGCAGACUAAACGGAUUAGUGCACAAGACGGGCGAAACAACAGACCUCCUCCGAGAUGACGCGGAAAAGGUGAAGUCGCAAGUAGUAACAACGCACUCCUGGCUUAUCGAGCUAUAUCAGGAGGUGACCAGACACGCGGCAUCAGUUUCCAGUGCGUUAUUGGAGAUCAGAAACAACGUAGUGACCAAAGCAACACUCGCGUCCGAGUUGUCCACGAGUGGCAUCUCAGCAGACGUUACGAGAGCAGCGGCACAGACAGCAACUGACGCGCAGAUGCAGGCUGCCGCUACGAGUGCGCGCCUCAUCGCCAUGCAGGUCGAAGUGGACGCCGUUAGGGCUCGACUCGACGCAAAAGAAACAGGAGCGCAGUUCUUCGCGAUGUCGCCAACAGCUGGGUCUCCAGCGAACGUCGAGGACGAUAGCGUAAGACAGGUUCUUCAGCAGGAUCUAGAGCAGCUAAAAGAGCAGGUCGAGGACAACAAGCGCGACCUCUGCUACGAAAUCGGCAAGAUUCGCGACGAUAUGGAGCUCGUUGCGAACAUGAGGGGCAGAAUGGCAAAAAUCGAAGCCAGACCGAUCCCCAAGCCAGACACGUGCGACUGCCCGAGGCUCAUCUGUGACCUCCGCGUAGAGUCAAGCGCGUGGCGAGCUGAGCACAAAAAGGAGCACGACGCCUGGACAGAGAAGCUCCGCGCUCUUUCGGAGCGCGUCGAUGAGCAGGAUGGCAAGGUCGUGGCGAUGCAGCUUCGCGUGGACGAGUUCAGAGACAGCAUCGCGAAGCAGGUGACGGAACAGGUGCAAACCAGGCUCGGGCCUCUCCUAGCAGGAAUAGAGAAGCGGCUGAUGAAGAACAUUGAGGACACCGUGGCAGCGGCGACGCCGCAAGUCGUCCCCACGGCAGACACGACGGUGGACGAGUUCGAGUUAUACGCUGGUGAGGAACGAUGCUUCUACUCGGCUGACGCGCUCCCGGAGGACACAACAACGCGAUUCGUCAUGAUCAACAACGACAGCGACUUCGACUGCGGAGGCGACGAGACGAUAACGGAGGCGGAACUCGCGGACGAAUUCCCAGAUGAUGAGGACGCGAUCCUCGCCAUACGUGGAGGCAUAGUCCUCCCGCGAGGCCUCGGCAUAGCAUCGUCCACAACGGCAAAGAAACGACGGCUGGCCCCGCAGGUUAUGCUGGUAGCGCAACAAGGGACCGACGCCAACGUCGUGUGGUUUCAGUUUACAGACGAGUCAGUGCAUGCAGACAAAGCAGCAGCUCUUCCGCUGGCAGAACGACAAAAACUGCGCCAGCUGAUAGUGACAGCAAUCGCUACAGAGGCUGGAGUCCCUGAGUCUGCAGUGACGGUAGUCCUCUACACAGGGUCAAUCAUCAUCCAAGGCACGGUUACGUUCGCGGACCAAGCGCUAGACAAUGUCUCGGAAUCUGAGCAGACUGAGAAACCAGCGUCGAUCGCUAACCCAAACCCUGUAAAUGCCACCAAGUCAGGUUAUGCAGCGUCAAGGUGCUCAACGACAACAUGCGCAGUACCAAUGCCGCAGCAAGCUUCACACCGACCAAGAGCAGUCCAGGACGUAGAAGAACGUUUCCGCGUCUACGUCACGGCGGUCGUCGAGGGGGCUUCUUCGUGUGAGUUCGGUAAGGUGCGCAUAGUGACGGUGCAGGAGGCUGUGCAGAGCUACGCUGCUGCGGCACAGGCAAUUGGUAGGCUGGACGCAGGCGCAUCCAUCGCGGAUGACGAGGUAGUGUUCAACGCUUUCUACAUCGCUGAGUGGGAGACGCCACAAGACGCGAAGGACGCGGCGAGGGCAAACCUAGUAGUAGUGGACUUUACAGUGCAUAGCGUCGAGGCGAUCGAGCUGCUAGACGCGGAAAAACGACCAGGCAUCCUGCGAUCUAUCAAAAAGGGGAUAGCAGACGCAGUCAUGUACCCAGUGUCGGCGGUGCGCAGCAUCGACAUGUUCGUGCCUGACACGGACUCGGGCGUGGUGGUGCAAGCGGUGCUGCAGGUCGACGCAAGACCAACGGGAGGCAUUGCGCAAUCCUCAGGUACCCAGCAAGCGUCCGCAGCGGACAUCGUGAAGAACAAGCAGACAGUAUCCAUGAGAGCAGAAUACACGGGUAAGACGGCUGAGAAAGCUCAGGCGAAAGCCGAACUAGAUGCGUUGCAGCUGCUAAUCCAGCGCUCGCACAGGAACUGGCAGGCAGUCUGGGACCAGCUCGGGUCGGAUAACGCAAAGCAUCUUGGUGGCAUUCCCCUCAAGAUAUACAAGGCAGCAUUGGCACGGAUGGCGACACUGCAGACGCUCUUCAACCUCUUCGAGAAGGAGAAGACGCCGCCUGCAAAGCGCCAGUAUCCGCUCAUGCUGGAAGAGUACGUGCUCAAAAAUACCCUCACUUAUAGCUACGAGCAGCUGGUGAAGAAGUUCAUCGCGGACAUCCGGUCUGCGUUUGGACUCCCGGAGUCAGACCAGGGCGCAGUGGACCUGAGUUUCGAGGUUCUCCGUGAAACAACACCCGCCAACACGUCCGCUUCUGCGGUGCACGAGUGGGUGCGAAAUGUGGAGACGCAUUUCGAAACAUGGGUGACGGAACGAAGGGCGCGCAAGCAGCAAGCACCAACGGAAGACACAAAGCAGUCUGAAGACUCGUACAUCGCCGAGAUCAUGUCCCGCUUUCUUUCGGUGCUUCCGGAUGAGUAUGUCAAGGAGUUUCGCCAAAGCUGUCGCCAUCUCGGAAAAGAGACAAGCGAACGCACGCUGGCGAUGCUGCUGAAGAACAUCAAGGCUCAAGCUGAGGAGGGGCUCCAGAUGGGCAGCGGCGGAGCCAACGCAGGCAGCGGCGGAUCCGGUGGCGGACUUCACGGGAAACGAGCAAGCAAGACGCUCUCGCCUGAAGAGAAUAGGAGCGUCAACGCGUUCGCCAAGGACAAGCAAGUAGACCCUGACAAGUUAGCCAUGUUCUUGCAGCAGCAAAAGACGGGCGCUGGCCAGCCAGACAAAACCAAGUGCAACGGCAAAGGCCACUUCGGUUCGCAUCUCCGCCAGUGGUUACAGGCGAUGAUCAACAGGCAUGGCCUCAAGGAGAUGCAAGGCGGACACAUGGGCGAUUGCACGACAUGCGCAGGGAGCCACCAGAUAAGCACAACGUCGGGGACAAAGCUGCUGUGUAUCAAUACGUGGAUGCAGGAGGCAGGCAUCAAGCCGAUCCGAAACAAGGCGUCGGGAUGCAGUCACUGCAUCAGUGACGAGAUCAAGGUCGACACCGAGGUGCUCAAGUCCCUGAGGGCCCAGCAAGAGAAAACAGACGCAGAGAAACGCGCUAAGGAGGCCCAGAAGACGCAACGAGACGCAGACGCUGCUGCGAAGACAGCAGGCGCUCUCGGCGCUGGGACGGAUCCAAACUGGCGCAACGGAAAGGGCAAAGGCAAGAAAGGAAAAGGCAAAGGCAAAGGACACUACGGCAGGCAAGGAUCGCAGCAGCCGCAGCAGUCUGUAAACUCCGUAGACUACGGCGCUGCCACACAAUCAUGGGGAUGGGCAGACGACGCGUCAUGGCAGGACUACUCACAGCAGUGGCCUACGCAAUGGCAGCCGCAGGCGCAGCAGGUUCAGCAGCCGACCGCCGGAGCCGGAUCUGCUACCCAUCAGCCAGCAGUCGCGAGCGCCACGGCGCAACAACCAGCGGCGUCGGGGCUGGCCGCAGUAUACGGGCGUCCUAUCACGAACGCCAGCGGAACGCAGAUCCAGCCAAGGAUGGCCGUUCUUCGUCCAGCGGUCGGCAGUGCCAACCCGCAGCCGGAGAUCAAGAAGCUUGCCCUUGCCUCGAUGUACCCCGACACGACAGCAGUUGCAGCGACGCAUACGCACGGGCGGGUCGGCGCAGCGGCAGCCGCGACCGAAUCAGACCCAGCAAAGCCACACGGAUAUCACAUGGCUGUGUCUAUCGCUGGUCACAAGUACUGGGCAGAGAGCGAUACAGGAAACACAAUGGCAAAUGUGGUAGAUCCGAACUUGUACGAGAGCUGGAUUACAAACCCAGCCUUCAAAGACGCGGUUCGCCCGAUAUGCGACGUCGAUCUGCGGGCUGGACAGUUUAUACCUUCUGGAACUCGCAUCUCGUUCACGACGUCGUGCUUCGCCGAUAUCCAGAUCCAUGACAGGCACGACCCGAGUAAGUUCAUCAACGCGACGGUGCUUCUUCUAGUGUCAGCGCAGCCCACCGGAUCGCCACUAAACCUGUGCGCAUUCGAGCUGCUACGCAUUGGCAUGGUCCCGAGCCAGCCUGUGCUACUAGAUGGAAUUCAACCAGAAAUGUCGCAUCCGCCAACCUUGGACCACCUCGAGGGUCACAUCAGGAACUGCUGCCCCGUCGCAGCGCGCCCAGUGAUCAUCACUCGAGUUCCGUCGAUCUCGGUCACGCCAGUGCCGGUCUUGUCGAAUGACUUGCUCGGGCCGAAACAGUCAGCAAUCGUCCAAAUCAACCUUCCGCGUGAGGCACAGCUCGGGUAUGGAUUCAUAGUAGUAGAACCAACGGCAAGACUGAUAGCCAAGGGUGGAUGGUUUACCCCGGUAUUUGCGCGCCAGUGCGCCCCUGAAGCAGUAAAGUUCAGCAAGGCGCCGCCGGUGCAGCUCGUGCUGCACAACGAGUCUGGCGACUACAUCGCGCCAACACUAGAAGACGACGAGUUCGAGGUCAAGGUUUGCCGCGGGCCUGCGAUGGCUCAGCAUAUAGCGGAUCCGGAACAAGUCGCGGAAUACAUGCUGCAACAGGAACAGUGCGUCAAGGUGACCAAGUGGGAAAAGCGUGAGGCGUCUCGUGCGCAGAAAGCGCCAGAUGCUAUCAUGAAGCUGCGCGCGCGCCUACGGGAGCUGCAAGACAAAGACGACGCGCAGGUCGCGGACGAGGAGCUCGAGAUCCAAGUCGUCCAGAACUACACGUCGCAAUUCCCAAGCGAGCUAUCAGCCGAGACUGGUCUACGGCUUGCUGCAUCCGCCGCGCACCGCUGUAAAGCGUACCAUUCACCAGGCAGAACCAAUCCGGUGAUCGAAGGUGCCGAGGCUAGGUGGACGCUUGCGCCUGGCGCAGAGCCGUUUGUUGGCCGAGCCAUCGCACUUGGAGCGUAUGACACGGAGGCUAUGACGCACCACGUCGUCACCACGGUCAAAGUCGGGCGCGACAGACCGUAUGACAAGGCGCUGGCGUCAGAGAUCGGCCUGCCGCUUGGAAUCUCCACGGGGUUCUUGGUUCCGAAGCCAGACGUGAAAAACCCAGCGGGCAAGCCAGAGAAGCGAGUGGCUAUCCACUACAAGGACCACAACGAUAACACGCUAGGCCCAGUGUGGUACACUAAGCCGCGAUCGGUGACGUCAAUAAUCCGUCGAUUCAAGUUCGGAAAGGACGCAUACUUCGGCUUCUCUGGGCUGCGUGUGUCCCCUCAAACGUCACGGUUGGUCGCAUGGCAGUCCAACGUCUCGGCAGUGCCGCUGCUGGCGCCGAUAGGUUCCACUCUAGGAGCAAAACAGCUACCGCCGUUGUUCAACGCGGAGACAGACACGACAUUCGGCCAGAUGGAGUCGGGUUCAAACGAGAUGAUCUUCGAGACGUUCGUCGACGACAUAGAAGCCAGUGGGGACGACAGGUUCGUCCAGGUCAAGAGCGCAAGCGCGUUGCCUGAUCUGACUGUUCCAGAGGUUCCAGUUCUGCUCAUCGACCGACCUACAUUCACGAUAGACGAGCCUGAGGUCGUGCCAGACAGCGAGCAGCAGCUGCGGUCAAUGCCAGGCAUUCCGUUCGACUUCAUCGGCGACAAGCAGUACCGAUACAGCGCAGAGAAGAGCAAGCAGCGAAUCGACCUCCACAAGCAAGUGUCGGACAAGAUCAUGCGAGGCGCGUCAGCUAACGCAGGCAUGUACACGAUCGGCUUCGACAUAUCGGACUCGAGGCGGGCGGCGUCUGUCUUGCCGAAGGCACCGAUAGAAGACCCAGCCACGCCGGACACCGCGCCGAAGGUUUCGGUGCAGAUCAUGCAGGCGUUUGCAACAGUGAGCUGGCGCGAUCGGUUCACAGAUGUUCAAUGGAGCGCACUGACAUCAAUAACAACGCGUGACUUAGCAGGCAAAAUCCUCCACGUAUUCACUCCCGGCGGUUCAGCGCAGGCAAUAGCACCAGUGUCGGGAGAGCUACAUAGACCAGUGUCCAUCGUGGUAACGUGGGCACUCGCCGAGAAUACGGACAUCAGACACGCAGUCGAGGACAUCGGCGGGCGUGUCUUCCUCGAGAAUCAGUGCGUAGACGCUGACGGGCGACUCCUCGCGGCAGCGCUGCUCAAGGGAUUUCAAUUUUCCCUCGAGAAAAAUCAGGUCGCGCAAUUGGAGUCUGCCAGAUUGGGCCUCCGCCGAACAGAGUGUGGCGGUGAAGCGGUCGGCGACAAAGCUCUUCUGAAACUCGACAAUAUGAAGUGCGUCGCAACAAAAGAGUCAAUCCAAGGGCUAAUCAAUUCGACUGCGUGGGAGGGUAUCCGAGAUUACCUCUAUGCAUACGUCGAGAUUGCGGACCACCUACGUCGGUACACGCUACCGGCGUCAAAUAAGCGGCACCUCCCAAUGCGACUCUUUCCGAGCGAUGAGAAAGCUAACCGGUAUUGGAGGCAGCUAGUAUCAUCGGUCGACCGUACCUUAGUGAUUUAUCCAAUCGACUUCUCGUCUGUCCUCUUCUUCUACAUCCUCGGCGACUCUUCGAAAAAAGGCAUGAGCGCCUCACUCCACGGGGUAUACGCGACACGGCCUGGGGAGCCUCCGGCAACGCAAGAGCAACGUCAGCAAAGCCUCCAUGGCGGUGAGCAAUAUGUCCGUACGCAUAAGGUCAUACGCCGCGGAUGGACGGUCGAGCAAAACCGCCCAGCGAAAAGCCGCGAGUUAAGGACAAUGCGCAUUGCUGUCACGGAGCUCUACCCACUGGUGCGGGGUUGGCCGACCAUAGUGGGGCAUGACCAUCAGACGAACGAUCCGAAGUCCCUCGAAGUUUCUGCUUUUUCUACCAACGUUGACGAGACGACCAAGCGGGACAUCAUGAAGAUGCGCCCUUUUCUGCACGAGCUCUACUUCGCGUGGAUCGGCGGAACAGCUUUGCGGUUUGCUGAUGGUAAUUCGCGUCUCUAUGAUGCGUUCGAGUCGAGUGAAUUGACGGACGUUCCAAAAGCCGUGCAGAAGAGCUGCUCCAUGAUGCAGCACUGGUUGCUUAACCCGUCGUCGCGCAAUGACCCAAACUAUGAGGCCACCUAUAGAGCACUUCGAGACGAGUUCUUCGACGAUGAUUUCGAUUCGGCUCCUGGUGAUGCCCACAGCGAGGGAGCAACAUCGGCGUACGCGCUUGGCGCACUACGCGCUGCAGACGACGUGGCAGACUUGGCGAUCGAACACAUAGUCAUCGACGAAGCCACGUGUCAGCGAGUUGGAGCAGCAACGAGCAGCAAAGCGACGACAGGCGCACCGAAAAAGACGAAGAUCGUGCUGGACGAGCUCUUAAGCAAUACCGACGCAGAGCUGACACCAGUGCGCAUUUUCUUCAAGGAAGACCUCUCGUCGUCAACCCUCUACCACUACAAGAACUUCGUGUGUGAGGUGGAUGUAGUACAUGCAGGGGAGAAGCAAAAAGUGAGCAAGUGGUUCUCAGCAGCAAAAUAUGGCGGAACCGAGCCAGCGAAGCUCGCCUGCUUCCGGUUUGCGAGAGCGCUCAUCGGACGAAGAUGGGGCCAGGAUGACAGCGCCAAAGUUGUCGACGGUCAUCACGGAAACGACAUGCGUGAAUUCCUCAUUGUUUCGCCACUUGAGCGCGGGUUCUCACUCGGCGCGGUUGCGGUUGAUGUGAGCUUCAAGUGCGUGAUGUUUUCAGACGACAUCCAGUGCGACAACUACAUGACGCUCUCGGCUGCGCCCGGUGUCGUGUAUGCGCGGUGCCUCGGCCACGGCUCUGCAAAAGAUCACGUCGCGCCAGAGCCUAACGAGAUCCCCGCGAGCAAGUACGCUGAGCGACUGACGGAGACGCGAUGGCGUCGCGUUCCAAAGAAAACCGAGAUGAUAUGCGCUGAGAUCUUAGCUGGUAUUCCGACCAAACAGUCACUCGUCGACCAAGCGCUACUGGAGACGUGUGAGCCAGGUUCCCCAGCCGCGGGCCCGGUCCACAAUACGUUCGACGCACUUGCGUCUUCAGACGACGACGUCGAGGACGAUAUCUUGGCUCCAGAGCAGACAGCACCUCCAAAGCAGGCUGCACCUCCAGACCAAGCAGCGCCUCAAAAGCAACAGCAACCCCCGCCACAGCCGCUGACUGCACCGGCAGCAAGCGCAAAGAGCAAGCACAAGACAAACUCACGAAAGAUCAAACCAAAAGUCAACUUCGACGACGGCGCCUCGGUGACGGUGUUUGACACUAAUGAAGCGGCGAAGGACGUCGCGUCACACAGCGCCGAUAGGGAUAGCAUGGCUUUCACGUGUGCAGACUACACGCAAGUCCAAGUCGCUCGAAAGCGCAUCGUGUUCGGACCCCGCGCCGUUCACUCGCCGAUAUUUCCGAAAGAGUGCGCAAACUCGCUGCAGGUUGGCGUCAACGCAGGAAACGAGAAGUAUUUCAUUGGAGGCAAAGGGAUCAAUAAGGCUUUCGCAACGGAAAUUGCUGCCGCAGGUCUAAGCGUGAAAGACACAGAACGACUCAUCAAGUCGUGUGUCGCUAUCGCAGUGCGAGAUCCUGGAACGGUCGCACGAGAAGCCCGAGGCGGAGCUAGUGCAAUUUCGUACACGCACGCAAGGUCAAAGGUAUCCUCAGCCACCAGCGUGACGUGGCCGGGUACAAAUCUAGCGAUGAUCUACGUCGUCGGGCCAGACGGCAAGUCGGCGAUGACGAAGAAAGACUACUCGAAACAAGUAGUCCAAGCAGCUCAGUCGAUCGGAGUCGUCGCAGGAGAGCUGCGCAAGGAGAUCAAGCGACCGAUGAUAGUGCAAAUCCCUCUAGUAUCUGGCGGCGCCUUUCGACGAGCGAGAACGUCGAAAAGAGAGGUCGCGCAUCUUGUGCUGUCUGGGCUUAUGCCGCACUUAGGCAUCGACCCACUCACAGCGGGCAUCAAGUGGGUCUUCUCGUAUGACGAAGACGCUUUCGCGCUAUCGUUUAAUGCGAACGCAGCAAAAGAACACGCAAUCAGCAAGGCAGUGUGCGGAGCGGCGCUCGAGACAGAGGCAGGCGCGAACUCAGACGCAUUCUCUGACUUUGAUUCGGAGCUGUCUUUUCCGGGUCUCACGCGUGAGGAUCCAGUCGACACGGCAGACGCGGGAUCUGGGCUCGGACUUCUCGGCGAGCCAUCAGACGCAAUCGAGCUUUCUGACAAACAGCAAGCUGCAGCGAAGGCAGCGUUCCAAGAGUUGCGCGAUGCUGAGAGGGUUUCCGCAGCGGUUCCAGACGAUACGACCGGCGUAAUCACCUGUGGUAGACCGUAUCAGGGCGUAGUUGUACUAGUCUCGAAGAGCAAGAUGCAGUUCGCAGGACUAUCGGGAUUUCAGUCAACCAUGGCGACAGGAGUUCAACUGCACAUCCCAGAGCGAAUUGCGGGCCGAUGUUUCGCUCUGCUAGCAUACGGUGACGCAGAGGCGCAAGAUGGUGACUCCAUUCAGCGGACUGCAGUCUCGCUGUUUAUGCACAACAUCUCCAUAGAUGAGCUACGACAAAAGCAAGCGACGUGCGUCGAGUUCGGUUUCAUGCUGCGCUUCUUGGCAGGUCAGCGAGUUACCGCAGCCGAAGAAAGAAAGGCGAAAAACAUGCGCGGGCGGUUCCGAAUAUCUGGCGACGUCCUUCUCUUCGACGACAAGAUCUACAUCCCGCUUCAGAGCGCUCCGGAUUUCGAGUUACAAGACGAAUUCGUAGCAUCCACAACGCACCUUCGCGUCGCGCUCGUGACUUUCGUGCACCGAAAAUGGACACUACACUCCUCACCGAUGAAAACGAAACAGGCCGUGGAACGUUACUUCUCGUGGCCGACGCUGAUGAUCACAGUCAUGUCAGUCAUCAAGAAGUGCCUCCAGUGCUUGGCGCUUCAUGCAGCCGAGGACAGCAACUCGCUGUAUUUGUGCAACCCGGCUCCUUCUGAGCUCUUCCGAGAAGUGGUGAUCGACCACAUCACGGACUUACCGCCAUCUACAAUAGACGGCGUUACUUACCGCAACGUCCUGCGAGUCGUAGAGCGGUCAAUUGGGCUCGUGUGGCUCGUUCCGGUGCAGACGAGAUCUCCUCGUGAGGCUUUCAACGCCUUUAGUAUAGUCUUAGUUCCACAAAUUGGCUGGCCCAUGCGAGCAACAGCAGACCAGGCCUUUAAAGCUGUGAAGCGUGACUUCCGAGAAAGGGGCACCUACUUGGCGCUCACCUUGUCAGAGGACGCCAGAGGCCGGCACGAAGUAGAGCGUGAUAACCGGUGGGAUGCGCAGCGGGUUUUCAAGACGUGUCACGCCGCACCGGAGUCAUGGCCUUUCGCGUUGCCUGCUCUGCAGAUUUUGAGUCGCAACACACCGCUAGACCGACUAGGAGGAUUCGCACCAAGCGAGCUACUUUGCGGCCAGCUCAUACGUGAGGAGAACGCGCAAGGCGUUGGGCCACCGGUGAAGCGUGAUCUCGAACGAGCGCGCAACCUACGUCAGCUUCUACCGCAGUUUGCAGAGGAGAUCCACACCAAGUCCAACAACUCGCAUCUUCAACGUCGAGGCGCAAUUGCAGGAACCGACAUCAACGAAGGGGAUUUCGUGUGCAAGCGUGUUGACUACGCAGAGAAGAAGGCGAAGUCCCGGCUCGAGUACGGGUGCGACUUCUCCAAAGUUUACUUCGUCGUCAGAGUCGCAGCAGGACGGACACUAGACGUUGUACCAGCAGACAUGAUAAUCCUCGAUCGUACAUCAGACGAGACCGAGGGUGGCGAGCUUGUCGAAAAAGUGCUUCAGACGGAAACACCAACGCGAGUCAGCGCCAAAAUCAUGAUCAAGGUGUCAUCUUCAAAAUAUGUCAGAUUCUUCGACACACCAUAUCAGACAGCAAACGAGAACGACGACUGCAUAGGAGUUAAUCUGCUAACCGGCAAGUUUAUCAUCCGCUCACGGCAGUCCAAUGCAGUCGCGGUCGCGGGGCAACGUCGUCAGCGCGUUCUUCCAUCGGUGAUCUACACCGAGCGAGAACGCUUAUAAAAACAAAGUGAUCAAGGGUUGGCCUCGUGUUCACGGGCCUCCCUCAAGUAACGUAAAUGCGGCGUGCUCAUGCCAGUGCAAUUCGCUCAGAUCACACGACUUUAGCUGCGUGAUUAUGCAGUCAAAACAACUGAAGACGCACGUGGUCACGUACGACUUCAGCCAUCAGAUGCGUCCCAGCAUGAUAUGCGGCGCAGUAUAACAGCAGUCGAGGUUCAAGCUCGGAGUUUCCGUUUUCAAAAGUUUUUCAAGUCCGACCCAACCAGAAGCACAAAGUUCCCAGCAGCCAAAAACAAGUCUGGGACUAAAAGGUGCUCUCUUUUAUAAGUAUGCACAUUCCGACGGAUACUCUUAUUGCGAGCAAACCACAGGUACUCGCAGUACGUUUCACACGAGUUUGACGACAGCAGAGCAAGGCGGUUUUUGUACAUUUUGCGGGUUUUUGUCGGCAGCAACUUCGGGCUACCGAGUUUCAAGAUCGACUUUCGACCGAUUUCAACCGAGUUCCAAAAGCGGUUUUUUAGAGGGUUUUAGCGUCUUUAAAACGACCACUGGGCGGAGUUUCAAGAUCGAUUUCUAACGGACCUUUAGCGACAUUCGACGGAUCCCCAUCGAGUUUCAAGAUCGAUGAGGGCAGCGGAAAUCCCUCAAGUUUCAGCGUUGUUUUGAGCGACUUUCGAACGCAGAGAUGCAGGAUAGUUUUGCAGAUUUUCGACAAUUUUCAAGUCAUAUUUUGCAGCAAGUUCGCUACCUUUUUGCACGAAUCCGCACCCAGAUAGCGGGUUCUCUUAACUUCGCACAAGCACCCUGUUGAGCACACCGUGGUGCAUUUGCCAGCCACCAACUUCCCUACCGAGUGGAAGAAUUGGCGACCAAGCAAAUACAGCCGGACCAGAGAACUAACACACUAAAAGUACGCACUUCUGAGGACAGCAGUGAGCCAGCUGCUUUCUAAACGAACUAUCUCUACGCUUCUACCUUACCUAUGGGCAGAUAAAACUGAGGACCAAAAAAAGUUAUUGUUUAAUGGCGUCAAACAUUAACCGGCCGCAAGACAGACAGUUCUGUAGCGUGCCUCAUUCACUCCUUCCACGGAUUUACUAGUCCUCGAGUUACCGUGAACUCGGCACCAUUAGGGGGAGGGGUGGAUGUAACCAGAACUGACAGUCAAGAGUUGUCAAGAGAACUGGCACGUUGUGAAGGUCCAAGUGCGAAGUCUGAAAUCGGUCAUGUAUGACAGAACUUCGCAUGAGUUUUAGACGUUUGUCAGCGAGAGCAAGCUAGUUCAGUUCAGAACGUAAGAACGGUGUGCACGUAAGUACAAGCACAACAAAGAAGCACGACAAAACAACACUGAGACUCCUGGACGAUUCUCAACCUAUGAGCAUCCUUCGACGAUGUAGUCUACGUUUGUUUUGAGUUAGAUUGUAACUACGUUUUCACGUAUAUGCAAGUAAGCAACACGUAAACAACAAAGUGAGUAAGUUUCCUGAAACUUGGCUACAACUUGAACAAAGUAUUCAAGUGUUCACGCAAUCCCAAAUACAUGGAUGGCAAUUGUUGCGUGGAGAGAACAGUCAAUUUCGGUUACACACGGGAACACUAUGGAAAAUGGGCACUACUGUGCUACCAUCAACCACAACGCGCCAAGACUUUUGCAGCUUCGUCAGUGUUAGCGUAUAGGAUUCGCACCGCGUCGAUCUAUUUCUAACUCGCGGGCCAGCGAAGUCGUGCCUCUUAAGCACUCGCUUCCCUGAUAGCAAUCCCAAAACCAGCGGAACCAGUCAAGUCGCUCGCUGUGGACUAUGCUACUGCCUUAGCCGCUGCCGGAUUCAAUAAGCCACGGCCACGAGCUCAAAGCGAUGGGCGCAGCGCUUGCGUUACGGUAGAGGGCAGAAGCCUUGCAGCAGUGCAGCACUUUGGCCUUCCUUCAGGCUACCCCGCUGCGCGGUUUUUGUAUGAUCGUGGAGAAGCAUGGACAAGCUUCCCCGCGACGGUUUCGCCAAUAUCUGAAACAGCGCAGCCCGCUAUAUUCUCAAUUCGUUUGGCGCAAGGAGCCAGCCAAAGCGCUGGCCUAUCGGAUCCAGGUGGUCCGUACGUGCUACAAGUUUGCUCUCUAUUAAUUCGCUAGCCAAGUCCUCUCCUUUAGGUGUUCCCUCAGUCUGUGUGAGGUGCUUUAGCAAGUUCUCUCUCGAUCGUGGGGCGGUCGCUGUUUUUGUUUUUCUGAUUCGCUCGGCCUCGAAGAUUGUUCCAAUUCUUGGCGCCAGCAAGCUCUUCAAGGUUUUCACUGCAUUGGACAAGCAACACAGUGGCAAGAGCUAGGCUGGGCCUCUCGCGUAUACUGGUCAAAAUUUUCGAGCGGGUGCGCUGUCUCAAUCUGGUGCGAAUUAUCUUGCGCGCAAGAGUUUGCAGCUUCUAUCUUCAAAGAUGUCACACGCAGCAAUUCUCUGCAGCAGCACCAGACCCGUCCGGCUCUGAACGUAGUGGCCUUUCUUCUGCUGAGUAGCAGUCUUCAACUUUUUCAGCAGUAUACUGCUGAGGCUUCGGCCAUUGCGUGGCUACUGUAGUACGACUGACCGGAGACGCGGCGCGUAGAUAUUUCUCACGCGCGUCGCGUGCAGUCAGGUCGCGUCGCCUGGGUUCUUUUCAGUUGAUUCGUGCGAGGGCUCCCUGCUCUGACGCGUGCAGCCCUUUGGUGAUACUUUCACGCGCGACGCUUGUCGUCAAAGCAGCGCACUUCUGUGCGUAUUCCUAUCAGUUCGGGCCCACGUUCUUGCUGCCAAUCGUUGGCCGCUUCCAGAAAGUAGCGGGUGAGUUUUUUCCUUCUUGUCUCUGCAGUAUUUCCCUCCUCCCUCUUCUUCCCUUUUUCCUGAAAGUCGUGCACUUUGCCAGUAUGUCAGAGCCUAGCGGUCUUGUUUUCUAAGUCUAGACCUUAUACUUACACGAGACAGCCCGAAGUGACUUAAUAAACUUAACAGCAGCGCAGGGAUGUCGUCAUCCCUGCGCUAGCCUGUGAUAUUUUUACUAGGGAUGCUGAAGAAGAGCGGAGCUACAGCAUAAUUGAAGUGUAUCUUGUAGUAACCAAAAGAUUUGCUCUCAACAACCAAGCACCAUCUGAAAAACUACCCACUCCUCUACAGGGCCUCUAAAUCUCCAAAGGGGAAGAAUCCUCUUGAAGAGGUUGCCAGCUCGAGUUCUAAACAACCACCGUCUGAAAAACUACCCACUCCUCUACAGGGCCUCAAAAUCUCCAAAGGGGAAGAAUCCUCUUGAAGAGGUUGCCAGCUCGAGUUCUAAACCACCAGAUGACAGGCCCUUUGGCAACGCGCUCGCUGGCCUGCCUGCCGACCUCGGAGACCUCGAAUCUGUAAGCGAGGAAGAUGCAUAGAAGUGUUCCAAACAUAUGACCGAGUCCUCUACGAACCCUUGUGGAAGGUGUCAGUAGACGUGAAGCUUUGUUGUCAAUUCUGGUUGGUGGAAAACAUGUUGUACAUGAUCUAGCUGACUGGACGGCUGCACCUACGCGGUGAAAAAUGAUGAUGAAGAACUUAUAAAGGAAGGAACACAGAAUCAUGGAAGUCCUCUUCAACCAACAUGCGACUGCUCUUUUGUCAUAUGCAGAUGACUGCAUUGACAUGAUGAAUAUGCUGAAUCCUAUGAAUCUCAAUCAACCCUUGUAUGAAAGGCUUUGAUGCUCCUACGCGACAUAUCUUCCAGAACAAUGAAACUCCUCUUCACUACCUACUAUUAGACCUCAAAAAAUAUCAGAACUGUUGUUUCGCUAUAAUGAUUCCUCAUAAAAGCAAGCCAUUUCCGCGUGCAGGGUCCUCGUUCACCUUCGCGGACGAACGAACAUAAGGGGGAUCGUUUGUCC
Messenger RNA from Amoebophrya sp. A25, 23445 nucleotides. NCBI's taxonomy places the organism in Eukaryota, Dinophyceae, Syndiniales, Amoebophryaceae. The record is from the annotation of a GenBank genome assembly.